Suillus paluster is the source of this 1904-nucleotide messenger RNA. RefSeq lists its product as uncharacterized. Lineage: Eukaryota; Fungi; Basidiomycota; Agaricomycetes; Boletales; Suillaceae. The transcript is spliced from 13 exons. Bases 173 to 1642 code for a protein of 489 amino acids. The record is from RefSeq and is a predicted model, not a curated record.
AGCAACCAAGGCAGGCUGACGGCUUCUGUGACCCUCGCAGUGCCAUUGCGAGUUGAAGCGCCUAAAGGGUAUCGAAGCUGGAACGAAAAUUCAGGCCCAGGUUCCAACUCCCGAGCUUCACGAAGGGUCGGAUGGCGUAGCUCAAAAUACACAGUUUGCUCCAUCGAUCCCUAUGCCCGAGCCCAGCAUCUGCAACCUCGUUGGUGUGCCCACGCCACCACCUCCUGCGGUGCCAGGAACGUGCUUUGAUAUCACUCUUACUCCCAUUGUACCAGAACCACAGGUCAGGCGAUAUGAUAGGAAUGUGCCAGUUAAAGACGAUUUUGCAGUGUUUAAAGUUAAAAAAGGUCCUUUGGACUGUUCAGAGGAGCUUGCCACGGUAGAGGGAUGGGAGCCGCUGACGCACCCAGAAGGGGCUUUGUUUUUCUAUCACCCAUAUAAAAGGGUUUUUACUGAUGCUGAUGUUCGAAACUCUGAAACUGCUGUCAAAAUAGACAAGGCUGUCGAGAAGGCGCGCGAAGAAGCGCGCAAUGCAGGCAUCUCCUUGGAUCGAUCCGUGGAGCUAGGGUUAGAAUUCAUGGAGGAGGAUGACAAAGAGAUGUGGGGCUACUACUUUGCCGAUCACGACAGACGCGUCAUUUUCUGGUUCGAAGACUAUGAUUCCGAAUCUAACUGGUUGAUGAAUGGUGUUCGAGGCGUAGAACGCAAAAGCCACGUCAGGUAUGCACUAGAAACACAGUACUGGAGACACAUCGAACUAUUUCCAAACAAACGCCUCCUUCCAGAAGACGUUGUCGUGGAACUAAAAGAAAUUGUGAUGCAUGCUCAUGCAGAAAAUAUCACUUCCGAAACAUGCCUAGCGCCUUUUUCAUCGGACGAGGUUACAAGUAUGCUUGGCCUUAUGGAUUCUCUCAUGAACAGUACUAACAAGGAGCGUGAGCACUCCGUGUGGAUCAUCGCUCGAUGCAUGAGACUUUUCUGCAAUGCCAAGUUCGUAAAUUUUUGUGGACAACCAGGCGCUCGACUUAACGUAGACCAAUCGUUAUACGACGGAGGAUCAGGAUCCAACACUCGCUGGAAAAAGAUCCUUCUUUACGUCAUGAAUGUUAUUCUGUUUGGAUCCCCUGAUGCUAAGAGCAAGGCUGUUCACAGGGUAUGGGUCGAUGACACCAUGGUUCAGCCGCGAUGGCAGAACUUUAUCAAUGGGCUCACAACUGAAUGGAGUGGAUACACAAUAUAUUCUACUGUGAUGCUUGCUGUUGAUAUCAGCUUUCUCGCAGUCUCAUCUGUCCAGGCUCAAACACCUGCGAUCCUUCUAGCAUAUCUGUCUACCCUCAGCGCCUUAGGCUCGUUAGUGGUCUCACUGAUCUUGGCUGGACAAGUUAAUGACAACCGGCGAGGCUGCGCUGAAGACGCGGCGUCUUUCAUGGUCAAAAUAUCUCGUUCUAUGCUCGGCCUUGAGAGCCUCGCUCUCAGUGCUCAGUCUGCCAUUUGCACUUCUGAUUUGGGGAAUGGCGUUCUUUGCUGCUGGAUUGUUCAUCGUGAUUCUCCGCACUUCUGGCAUUGUCACUCGGGUGAUUGUAUAUUUGAUUUGGGCCCCGAUAUUCUUUCUAGCGACAUGGCCCAUACUAGCUGCCAAUGAUAUUCACAUCUCUCGCCUGUGGUACUGGAUUACCGACCACAUUUCUCGCCUACGUCACUGGAUUAUAGAACGUACGAUCACCACUUCUUAUGUUUAAUUCGUGUAGUCUGUCAUUACAUGCAGGGAACUGUCUGUAGUGCGUACGAUUGUAUCGAGUGUUUGGGAAGGACACGCCGUGAAGAAUGUGUCCAAGCCCCACCACAUUGAUCAACUCCGCCGGCAACUAAGAAUUGUGCUGUGAGCCACAGCACCAACACGAAAG